Molecule: messenger RNA, 2559 nt
Organism: Myxocyprinus asiaticus (Chinese sucker)
Lineage: Eukaryota; Metazoa; Chordata; Actinopteri; Cypriniformes; Catostomidae
Product: kunitz-type serine protease inhibitor 6-like
Exons: 9
Coding region: 208-1518 (436 amino acids)
Molecular function (GO): serine-type endopeptidase inhibitor activity
Source: RefSeq, a predicted model, not a curated record
UCUGUGUUCCAUUAUUUCCCAGGGAAUAGAAGACGCGCACCUGCUGCGUCCGUAGGCUAUACACUAACUAUUUGCAUUUAGAAUCGGGUACUGUUUAAUAGGAAGGUGUGGUCACUAUUCUGCUGUUCUAACUUUAGUUGUGUAGCAGACCGUCGUCUAUAACCGAGGACAGUUCAGACCAUUCAAGGACGGUACGUGGUAGGAAGAAUGGCUCAGGUGUGGUUUACAGCCUCCUUUGUUGGGGUUCUCUGUAGCCUCUCGGCUCUAAAAGCGUGCACAUGGGACUCAAACACGGAGCUGGAGCAAGGCCUGGACCCUAGAUCAUUUGAUGACGGCGCUGGUUACCUGGCUCACCUGCCGAACAUCUCAGACGCAGAAGAGUGCCAACAAGCUUGUUGUGACAAAGACGAAUGUCAGCUCGCUCUCAUCGGGACUCCAGCAGACGGAAAGCCAGAGUGCAUGCUGGUCAGCUGUAUGAAAGACGGCAAAGAUGUGUGUGUUUUGAUGCCAAGCACACAGUUCAAGGUGUACCGCAAAACCCAGGUUAUUUCUGCUGACGAGGAGCGCCAAAACGAGGCUGAUGUUAACGCUGUAAACACGACAGAUCUCUGCCUUCUGCCAAGUGUGGUGGGAAAUUGCCGCGCUGCUCUCCCACGAUUCUAUUAUGAUGCCACCAACCAGACCUGCAAGCAGUUCAUCUAUGGCGGCUGUGGGGGCAACAAUAAUAACUUUGAGACCCAGAAGGCAUGUGAGACAUCCUGUAAUGGGGUGACAGGUACUUUGCUCAGUGACUCUCACACUCUCUCUCAACGCAGCCGAAUGUCUGUCCCCGAAAACAACAAUGCUGACGAACCCAAGGCUCUUCCUGAGAUGACAUCAGAUGAAUUUCAAGAGAAGUGCCAGACUGCUCCACAGACUGGGCUCUGCAGGGCCUCCAUCAGACGCUAUUACUACAACAAUGGCACCUGUGAACCAUUUGUCUAUGGAGGGUGCGGUGGCAACAAGAACAAUUAUGAAACAGAGGAGACAUGCAUGACAAGCUGCACAGUGAGAAUUAUUCCUAGCAACAAGAAGGAAUCUGACAUCCCCACCACACCUAACAGCAUCUAUUCUUACCAAGAAAUCUGUGUUGUGCCAUCCGACUCUGGUCCGUGCCGUGCAAGCUUCCGUCGCUUUUACUUUGACUCCAGCUCUCAGUCCUGUAAGCCCUUCAUCUAUGGAGGCUGCCGAGGAAACCAAAACCGCUACAGCACUGAGGAAGAGUGCCUGUCAGCUUGUGCGGGGAAAGAUGGGCGUUUUGAUGAACACGGACACCAGAAAGAUCGUAAACGCUGGACUCCAGCCUUCUUCCUAGUGGCCACCCUGACCAUCAUGUCCGCCCUGCUGCUGGUAGGUUUGAUCCUGAUCUCAGUGCGCAGGAACUCAAACAGGGGCGUCCUCAUAUUGGAUGAUAAGGAGGAGUUGCUGCCUGCAGAGGAGAUGUUUUUUGACCCACAACCCAAAGCGGUCUCAAACUAAACAGCUGUCCUCUUCAUUGUCUGGUACAAAUGUCAAUCUCAUGACACUCCAACAUUCAAUGGAAUAAAAAUAAUAUGAAUUUGAGUAAUUUUAGAGAAGUUUCAAAUUUGAGUUAAAUUGUGGAAGAGGUUCCCUUAAAAUUAGUACCUUUUUAUUUAGAAUUAAAGAGGCAGAGGUAAAUUAGAAAAAUAACUAGAAUAAUGCAUUAGAGUACUGUAUUUGCAGAGCUGACUUGAACUAAUUAAGAAUAAAGUAUGUUUAAUUGUAGUUUCAAUGAAAAAUGCUACUACGUUUAACUGUAAAAGUGGGAUACAUUGCACUACAUUUUGGUGAGUUGGUUUGUAAUGAAAUAUUCUCUUACCUUUUUUCAUCUAUAUUUUUUCAUUGGUUAGAAUCCUAUAUUGUAUAAAUAAAUCAGCUAUCAGGAAUAUAUUUACUGUGAAAAACAAUCAUAAAAAUGAAGCACAAUGAAUAAUUUACUGGUUUCACUACAUCUUUAUGUACAUGUAUGUAUAUAAAAAAAACAAUGAAUCUAAGCCUGAUUUAUUAUAUAAAAUACAUAUGUUUUUCUAUUGAAAUCUAAAUUAUGACAUUUAAUGGGAAAAUAGAAGGAAAAAAAAACACAGAACAAAACAAAUUCAGUACUUAUCCCAUAUGCUCCUGAUGUAGCAGUUCUAUGCAGGUUUAUAUGAUGCUUUUGCAACUGUAACCUAUAACUGUGAUUGAUGUACAUGCUAUUCAUACCAGCCUGUUAUAGAAGUGAAUGGGGUCUGUCUGGUACACUUUUUAAACAGCAUUAUUUCAACAUUCUAAACAAAAAAACUUGAUUUUAUUCCAUUUUGUUGUCCUUUUGGUAUACUGAUUUACUUAAAUUUUAUUAUAUGUAAGUGAAAAAGUAAUAUACAGUAAAAAAAACAAACAAACACACAAUUAAUACAGUCCCUUCACUUGUUAAAGCAAGUAUCUUUUCGUUGUUACAUUUGAAUGGCCACUAGGGGGUGAUGGUGGAUUGAAAUAAUUAAAUGGACAGUCAGAAACUCA